Arabidopsis arenosa is the source of this 1201-nucleotide messenger RNA. The record is from the annotation of a GenBank genome assembly. NCBI's taxonomy places the organism in Eukaryota, Viridiplantae, Streptophyta, Magnoliopsida, Brassicales, Brassicaceae.
CUUAAAACAAGAAAGAACAAAUAAUGGCAACAAUGAUCCAAAGUCUCUCUUCUUUCUUUUGCUUUCUCUCUCUUUUAUCUCUUCUCUUCUCUACAAACCUAACCAUAUCCCAAUCUGACCACAUCCACAUGAGCACCUUCUGCAACCUAUUCUCCGACAACUUCACACAAACCAGCCCAUACGAGACAAACCGUGAAACCGUACUCUCCUCUCUCCGCCUCCGUUCCUCUCUCGGAUCCUAUUCCAAUGCCACGGCCGGUCUUAGCCCUGACACCGUCCGUGGUAUGUUCCUCUGUAGAGGAGACAUCUCGGAAACAUCUUGUUCAGACUGUGUUCAAACCGCAACCCUAGAAAUCGCAAAGAACUGCACUUAUCAAAAAGAAGCUUUCAUAUUCUAUGAAGAGUGUAUGGUACGUUACUCGGAUUCCUCCUUCUUCUCCCUCGUAGACGAAAGACCUUACAUCAUUAGAUACUCUUUGAGUUAUGCUCCUAACUUGGAACGGUUCCCACAAACACUCUCCGAUAAAAUGGACGAGCUUAUCAUCAAUGCGACUUCUUCCCCAUCGCUGUCAUCAACACCGUAUUUCGUAGAGGAUCAAGAACGUGUGAAACAAUUCGAGGGAUCAUUUGAUAUUGAUUCACUUGCUCAGUGUAGUCCAGAUCUUGAUCCAAGAAACUGCACAAUGUGUCUGAAACUUGCGAUCAAAGAAAUGUUGGAAUGUUGCAACCAGUCUCGUUGGGCUCAGAUAUUUACUCCUAAAUGCCUCUUGAGGUACGAAGCUACCGCUUUGUCGUCACCACCUCCACCAUAUCCGUCACCUCCACCACCUUCUCCACCACUUUUCUCUCCAUUCUUGCCGUCUCCCCCGCUUUUCACGCGGCCGCAAACAACGUCAGGUUUUAGCGGGUCAUCUUCUAUUAACGUUAUAAAAGGAAUCGAAUUAUUUGGGAAAUUUUUUAUUGCGGCCAUGACAGCUUAUGUGUUAACACUUAUGGGUGUAGGAAUGUAAAGAUGACUUUAUAUUGGUCGUCUGAAGUGUAAUGUGUUAUGUUCUUGUCUCAUAGGAUCCAAACCCCCUCAAAUUAUGUUGUUUUUUCUGUGUGUUUUCAGUAUCCUUUUUGUUGAUUUUGAUAUUUAGUUUGAAUGGUUUUGUCAAAAACACAAUUGUAUGGUUUGCAGAGAUAAAAGAAAUUUGAUUUU